AUUGAACGUUUAUAUUAUUCAUUUAUUGUUAAUUAUAAUGUAUAAUAGUUAAAUUUGAGGGCAACCUUGGAAUAUUAAAAGUGCAUGAGGGUAUAUGGGUAAAAUCUCAUCAAGGAUUUAUGCCAUAUUCCAAAUCCCACAUCAACAUGUGGGAUUUAUAAGUCCGUGGGGUCCACGGAUUUGGACCAUUAAAAUCCGUGGGCCCCACGGAUUUGGUCUCCAAAAAAGGUGCAAGCAAACAACGGAUUGUACCUAGAUCCUUGAUAGUUGGUUUUUUGGUACCAAAUCCAUGUACCAAAUCCUUGAAGCAAACGACCCCUAAAGUGUUUGUAUGAUAGGCGUGGAAAACGAAAAACCUUGCAAUGGAUGAUCAAGGGCCCAAAACAAGAAUGGGCCGGAUCAAAUGUUGAGUAAGGGUAUUAUCGUCCUUCCACAACUUUUCGGCUGAGGUUUUUCUUCCAACUUCCAAGUGCCAUGGCUAGCAAGCAAUUUUUUUUGUUCAAGGUUUUAGAGCUUCAAUUAAGCUCCCAGUUCAAGAAAACGAACGGAGAAGGAAACGGAAAGGUGGAGGCAAAAUGAUGAUCGCUGCUGCUUCUUCAACGCUGCUCCAGCAUGUUAGCUCCGUCUCAGUCGCGACCAUCGUCCGGCCAGGCUUCCGUUCCCUCUCAGCUGCCUCAGCUCGCAACCUAUCCACAGCCGCCGCGGCAGCUGCUACGUCGUCGCCUCGUUCACUUUCAGCUGCACAGUCCGAUACGCGCGUCCUCCUUGGCUUGUCCGAACCGGAACUUCAACAGUUAGCUGUUGACCUCGGCCAGGAAGGCUACAGAGGGAAGCAGCUUCAUCACUUGAUAUACAAAAGAAAAGUGAAGGAAGUAGAUGAUUUUAGCCAGUUGCCCAAGGCAUUUAGAAAUGUUCUUCAAGAAGCUGGGUGGAAAGUUGGACGGUCUCCAAUCUUUCGAACUGUUACGGCUGCUGAUGGUACUAUUAAGUUAUUGAUCAAACUCGAAGACAACAGGCUGAUUGAAACUGUUGGCAUCCCUGUGAACGAUGAUAAAGGUUUAACUCGCCUAACUGCAUGCGUCUCAUCACAGGUAGGUUGUCCGCUCCGUUGCUCAUUUUGUGCCACUGGUAAAGGAGGGUUUUCAAGGAAUCUUCAGGCACAUGAGAUUGUUGAACAGGUAUUGGCUAUUGAAGAGAUCUUCAAGCACAGAGUGACAAAUGUAGUAUUCAUGGGAAUGGGUGAACCAAUGUUGAAUCUGAAGGCAGUACUUGGAGCACACCGGUGCUUAAAUAAGGAUGUUGAAAUUGGGCAAAGAAUGAUAACAAUUUCCACAGUUGGGGUUCCAAAUACAAUAAAGAAGCUGGCCUCCCAUAAGCUUCAAUCAACCUUGGCCUUCAGCUUACACGCUCCAAAUCAGAAACUCAGAGAGACAAUAGUGCCAAGUGCUAAAUCAUAUCCUCUGGAUGCAAUAAUGCAAGACUGUAAGGACUACUUUCUCCAAACCAGUAGGCGGGUAUCCUUCGAAUACGCACUUUUAGCUGGAGUGAAUGAUAAGACAGAGCAUGCCGUAGAACUAGCUGAGUUAUUGCAGAAUUGGGGACGCAAUUAUCAUGUCAACCUCAUACCAUUCAAUCCAAUUGAAGGCUCUGAUUAUCAACGUCCAACUAAAAAGGGGGUGCUAAAUUUUGCUUCCACACUAGAGGCGCGUAAAGUAACUGUGAGCAUUCGUCAACCAAGGGGGAUGGAUGCGAGUGCAGCUUGUGGUCAGCUAAGAAAUCAGUUCCAGAAAAGUCCUUUGCUCACUGAUUCAGAAAUCUCGCCACCACCUGAGACCGAGCUUGCAGUCGCAUGCUGAUGCCAAAGUUGAUGAAAUUGGGCGGUUUUGGUUUUUAGAUUUUGCCUCCUGCUACCACCAUUGGUCUGCUGAAGUUUGUCUACGUUGCGUGGUUAUACCAUAUCUUUCAUGCAGACCGAAGAUUAUGAAGAGCGUAAAGGCCAGUUUCUCCAGCAGCGGGCUGCCCAGGCAUUCACACCUGAUAUAUAUAAUCCAUAAUUUUCAAAUUAGAGGUUGCUCGGCAAGCUUGUAACGCAGACUACAUGAAUUUUAAGGACUAAGGUCUGGAGGAAUUGUAAGAAUCAUGUGAUGUUAGAAAUAUAAUUUUGUUUGCUGGAAUUGUGAUAUUCUCAUAUCAGAAAUGAGAGUACCUAGAGCAGAGGUGAAACUAUUUGGCUGUUUGUAAAAGUGUAUCGUAUCAAUGGUUCGUCCGAAAAAAUUGCCUAUCGAAUAAGCGGUAUAAAACUGUUGAAUCAUG
This is a messenger RNA of Linum trigynum, 2313 nucleotides long. The record is from the annotation of a GenBank genome assembly. NCBI's taxonomy places the organism in Eukaryota, Viridiplantae, Streptophyta, Magnoliopsida, Malpighiales, Linaceae.